CAGUAAAACUUACCAAAGUACCAUUAAAAUGUUACCUUUAUUGCUGUUCAUCAGGCUACUGGGCUACACCCAAGCAACAGCCUUGACGUGGGGAAAUCCUGGUCUAAUACCACUUUUUACCGACGGGCGUAUAGUGGGCGGAGAGGAAACAACAAUCGAGUCAUUUCCCCAUCAGGUGUCCUUGAGGUACUUUUCGUGGCAUCGCUGUGGUGGAUGUGUGGAUGGCAUCCCCCUCAUCAACAUGGCAUUCGUGGCUGGAUCCUCCGACGUGACCAGUGGCGGUGAAACCAGAAAACUAUCUAAAUCAAUUGUUCAUGAGAACUACAAUGACUGGACCCUGGACUCAGAUAUCGCCGUGGUUAUUUUGCAAAGUGGGUUUGACUUUUCCAGCAAAAUUCAACCAAUCGCAUUAGCCAGUGCCAAUGAGGAUCUCCGCGCAGGAACAAGAGUAUUGGUCAGUGGAUGGGGUACUAUAAGCGAAAACGGUGCUGAACCAGAUAUUUUACGGUAUGUGGCAAUAAACAUCAUAGCAUCCGAGGAUUGUGGAAAAGCUUAUGAAGACACCCGUGCCAUAUCGGAAAAUAUGCUUUGCGCUGGUGUUGAUGGAGGCGGUAAAGAUGCAUGUCAAGGAGAUUCUGGAGGUCCUUUGAUCGAAGGACAGAAACUGUAUGGAAUUGUUUCUUGGGGAAAGGGAUGCGCAAGAAGCGAAUAUCCCGGUGUUUUCACUAGGGUGGCGUCUUUCCGAGGGUGGAUUGAUGAAAAAAUUGUUAGUUUUGGUUAACAGCAACAUAGACGCAGGACACAGACUAAUUUUUUACGCUUUACGAAUUAAUUGAUUCCAGUAUAAAAAACAUAUAUUUCUAGUU
This is a messenger RNA of Hermetia illucens (black soldier fly), 866 nucleotides long. RefSeq names its product trypsin alpha-3-like. The record is from RefSeq and is a predicted model, not a curated record. Bases 29 to 781 code for a protein of 250 amino acids. Gene Ontology annotation, molecular function: serine-type endopeptidase activity. NCBI's taxonomy places the organism in Eukaryota, Metazoa, Arthropoda, Insecta, Diptera, Stratiomyidae. The transcript has a single exon. Gene Ontology annotation, biological process: proteolysis.